This is a messenger RNA of Auanema sp. JU1783, 1959 nucleotides long. NCBI's taxonomy places the organism in Eukaryota, Metazoa, Nematoda, Chromadorea, Rhabditida, Rhabditidae. The record is from the annotation of a GenBank genome assembly.
AUGGGUCUUUUAACCAAAGGUAGUCCUCUCACUUGGGAUGAGACAGUACCAUUCGUUGAUUAUAUCAAGACGCACGGUAUCGCUCAAUUCAUCAACUUGUAUCAUCGGUUGAAAGAUCGUGCUGGUGAUCAACUUAAAUGGGGAGAUGAAAUUGAAUAUACCAUAGUGAAAUUUGAUCAUGAGAACAAGAAGGUCCGUGUUUCUUGCCGUGCUGAAGAAUUACUCUCAAGAUUACAAGCGAAGGAGAAAGUCAAUGCUCUCGUUGGAACAGUUAAUAACUUCCUAUGGCGACCAGAAUUCGCUGCAUAUAUGAUUGAAGGAACACCAGGAAUGCCUUAUGGAGGACUUCUUGCUUGUUUCAACAUCGUGGAAGCCAACAUGAUUGCUCGUCGCCAAGAAGUACGCGACUUGCUCAAAUCAGAUGAGUCCAUUCUCUCAAUCUCUUUCCCAGCCCUGGGAACUGUUGAUUAUACUGAUCCUCCAUUGGCACCCACUCCCGAUGAUGAAGAUGAUGCCGGUAGAAGCAUUUUCUGGCCCAAUAAUGUUAUUUUCUGUGGUCAUCCCAGAUUCAAGAAUCUCGUCAAAAACAUUCGUGGUAGACGUGGCGAGAAAGUUGCCAUCAACGUCCCUGUGUUCAAAGAUGUGAAUACUCCCUCUCCAUACAUUGAGGAUUUAUCUCGGUUCGGAAACCCAGAUAGUUAUUCUGCUGCUAAACCUGACCAUAUUUACAUGGAUCAUAUGGGAUUCGGAAUGGGAUGUUGUUGUCUUCAAGUCACUUUCCAAGCUGUUAAUGUAAACGAGGCUAGGUGGCUUUAUGAUCAAUUGACACCAAUUACUCCUAUUGUAUUGGCUCUAUCAGCUGCUACUCCUAUAUUCAGGAGUACUCUUGCUGAUGUCGACUCUCGCUGGGAUAUCAUUUCGGCUAGUGUUGAUGACCGAACAGCCGAAGAAAGAGGAUUAGUCCCACUCCAAAAUAGCAAAUGGCGAAUUGACAAAAGCAGAUAUGAUACAACAGAUUGCUACAUAUAUCCAUGCUCAGCGGGAUAUAACGACAUUCCUUUACAAUAUGAUGAAAAAAUUUUACAGCAACUACUCGAUGGUCAAAUUGAUGAGCCUCUUGCAAAACAUAUUGCUCACAUGUUCAUUCGAGAUCCUUUACAAGUUUUCCGGGAGAGAGUUGAACAAGAUGACGAGAAAAGCUCAGAACACUUUGAAACUAUACAGUCGUCAAACUGGAUGAAUAUGCGAUUCAAGCCCCCUCCACCAGAUACCCCAGAAAUUGGGUGGCGAGUCGAGUUCAGACCCGCUGAAGUGCAAUUGACUGAUUUUGAGAAUGCUGCAUACUGCUGCUUUGUUGUUUUGCUUACCAGAGUUAUUAUAUCUUUCCGCCUGACAUAUCUUUUACCAAUAUCAAAAGUUAAUGAGAAUAUGAAAAGAGCUCAGAAAAGAGAUGCUGUUUUAUAUGAGAAAUUCUUUUUCCGCAAGUCUCUUGCGACAUGCAAAAGUGCUCCUGAAAGUUUGAAAGGCACCGCAAAGUGCGGCCAGCCAAGUUCAGACAUUGAAGAAAUGGAUAUCAAUGAAAUAAUUAACGGUCGCGAAGAUGGGUUCCCAGGGUUAAUCCCUCUUAUUAAACAGUAUUUGGACAGUGCUGAUGUUGAUGUUGACACUCGAUGUAGUAUUGCUCAAUAUUUGAAUUUCAUUUCGAAAAGGGCUUCUGGUGAGAUUUCUACUCUUGCUCAUUGGAUGCGAGAGUUUGUUCAACAGCACCCUGCUUAUAAGAAAGACAGCAAAGUUCCACAAGAGACUAUUUAUGAUAUGACUAUAUUGAUGAAUGAUAUUUCUUUGGGUAAAAAACAUUGUCCUAAGUUAUUAGGAUGCUUCCGCUCAAAAACUGAUUCCAAAAUUCCUGCUUCUGUUCUAUUAGCUGAAGAAAGUUUCGCAAUGAACAAUAGAGAUUGA